This is a messenger RNA of Temnothorax curvispinosus, 1746 nucleotides long. RefSeq names its product Down syndrome cell adhesion molecule-like protein Dscam2. Lineage: Eukaryota; Metazoa; Arthropoda; Insecta; Hymenoptera; Formicidae. Bases 148 to 783 code for a protein of 211 amino acids. The transcript has 5 exons. The record is from RefSeq and is a predicted model, not a curated record.
UCUACGAUCGGUCGUUCGCGGAUCCGGAGUGCUCUCGUUUCGCCUCCUCCGAUCUGGUCGGCGUGCAUUUGUGCCCCCCUUGCGAGUUCACAUAUACGACAAGCGUCGUCGGUGAAAAUCAGUGCACUCGGAAGAGCCGCGGUAAGGAUGUGGCGAGAUCCUCCAGGCGGAGGGUACAAGACACCCAUCCACGUCGUCGCUAUGCUGCUAUUAGUCGCUGUCCUGGCAUUGACAACGGUUGUCUCGGCUGAAGAUGCAUCUAUGGGACCGGUGUUUGUCAAGGAGCCCCCAAACCGGAUUGAUUUCUCAAACGGAACCGGAGCCGUCGUCGAAUGCCAGGCAAGAGGAAACCCACAACCGGAUAUCAUCUGGGUUCGUUCCGAUGGAACUGCUGUGGGAGACGUUCCCGGAUUGCGACAGGUUCUGCCAAACGGAAAUUUGGUGUUCCCUCCUUUCCGCGCUGAAGAUUACCGUCAGGAAGUUCAUGCUCAGGUCUACAGCUGUUUGGCACGUUCCCCUGCAGGUUCAGUACACAGCCGUGAUGUCAACGUGAGAGCCGUGGUCGCCCAGUACUUUGAGGUUCAGGUUUACGAUCAGUUCGCGAUACGCGGCAACGCGGCUAUUUUCAAGUGUCAAGUUCCCUCGUUCGUGGCCGACCACGUGGACGUGGUGGGAUGGAUCGAUUCCAACGGCGGCAGUUACGUCGCCGACGCACAGUCAUAUGGUAGUAUAAUAAAAACUGAAGGGAUGCACGCGCGUUGCGCAUUGUGCCCUGCCUUGUAAGCUGGAAAAUCGCAAGUCUUGUCUGAAUAGGGCGCAGAUCACCGAACGAGAGAACUGGAUCGAUCGACCGAGUUAUUCGAUCUUGCAUGCGCUUCCCACAAUUUCCUCCUUUCCUCUUAAUGAUACCACGUAUCAUGUUUGCUUGGUUUAAAUGUGAAGUGUGUAAGGCGCAUGCAACACGCCUUACGAUUAGAUAUCUUUCAUAUCGUUGCGAUGUGCAUCGAUGUGCCACUUGUUUAUUGAACGUGUAUAACGAAUCGUAAUGUUGAACAUCGAUCGCGUCUAUUUCAAGACCGGUCGCGCGACCAGUUCUCUUUGACAGGAACAUAUUCUUCAGUUGCCGCCGACAGUAGAGUUUAUUUUAAUUCACAAAGAAUAGAGACGCGAUGGUGACGUGAAUAGGAUUCCUGAUUAUGAUACGCCCGUUUCGCUGAACAGAAUUUAUCGAGUCAUUGAAAACCGUCGUGAUGAUCAUGUUGCAAGAAUAACGUCUGAAUCGUUCGUCGAGUACCUGUUUUUAUUAUAAAUUGCGAAAAAGAUUUAUUACACACUAUAUAAUAUUUAUUACACAUUAUAUGUUACAAUGACAUCGAAGCGUUUUCGUGGUAAUUAAAGCGGACUUGUUAAUCAACACUUCUGAAAAUUUAUGAUAUAAAUUUGCAAUAAUAUGGAAUGUCAUAACAGUGUUUUGUACAAACUUUUAAAUUUAAUUCGUUAAAGCGCGUAAAAAUACGUUAUUUUGUUGAUUAACAACUUAUCCGCAAGCCAGUAUAAUAGCACACAAUAUUUUCCGGUUUGAGAUUCUUUCCUUGAUAUAAGAUAACAUAAAUACUCACUUUGAAUUAAUGAAACUAGCUUUUUUGCGGCUCAUAUAAAUUCGAUUAAAACGUACUAGGAAAUUACGUAAUAAACUGCGUUUACGCAAUCCGUGUGUAAAGCAGAUACAAAUGAUAAAUAAGUUUA